Molecule: messenger RNA, 5257 nt
Organism: Magallana angulata
Lineage: Eukaryota; Metazoa; Mollusca; Bivalvia; Ostreida; Ostreidae
Product: liprin-beta-1-like
Exons: 24
Coding region: 813-3467 (884 amino acids)
Biological process (GO): neuromuscular junction development
Cellular component (GO): presynaptic active zone
Molecular function (GO): protein binding
Source: RefSeq, a predicted model, not a curated record
GAUAAUCUGAUACAUACAUAUAAUAUUAUAACUCAGUUUUGUUCACUUAUGUAUAUUGCAACUUACCAUAAUUAACAGACCAAUGUUCAUAGCUUGCAUAUAUAUACACGAACAAACGCAAAAUAACAAUAAAAUAUUGUCUUUAACUGAAUUUUAUUUUAUUUAAAUAAAUCAACUUCGUUUGUAUUUUUAUUCGGGUAUUUAUUCUAACUUGGUAAAAUGUAAUUAGGUAACUAUGAAGUUAAAUACAACACCCGUUUUAAAAUUGUUUCCUUAAAAAUGGGGAGUUGGUUUAGAUGUAUUUUAUCUUCAACGUUGUUACAAUUUGUUAUUUUAAAAAAUAGAACCUAGAUAAAUGCAUCACUCAGAAAUAAAAACAGGAUGUUAAUCUAUAAACGUCCCGACAUUUCAGUUUGAAGAUUUGAUUAAUGAUUCUCUGAAAAUAGACACCAAAAACCUGAAAUUAAAACAAAUAGACUGAGGUCUAACUAUAAAUUAGAUUCUAAAAAUAUGUCAAACAACAAUGAUAACUAGCUUUUUUAUGAUUAUUAUUUAUUCUACAAAGACGAUAUAAUAAAUAAUAUGAAUAUUUUCACCUAGCAUAUGAAUUUUAUCAAGUGAAUUAUAAUAUCUAUAAUGAAUUAAGUACAACGUUGUGAUUAAAAUUUUGAAUAAUUAAAUUGAUUUAACGUUUUGACAGGAUAGUUAGAUAUGCAAGAGUCACGUACAUACGUAAAUUACAAUUUUCUAUGUUUUCUUUCUUUUCAUUUCUGUUAACGUUUCAGGACUAUUUUUAGUAAGGAUUGGUAAACAUGGCGAAGAACGCAAAAGAAGCCAGCGACUUUUUGUCGGAGGCGCUUCUACAGCUUGACAACGUCCUCUCGGCUACACGGGUCCACAGUUUCAGCGGAAGCCGCGAGACCGGACAUGUAAGAUCUCGAAGUUUGCCGUCUGCGGUCCCGAAAGUCGUCAGUUUGUUGUCGGACCUCCAUACAGUGCUGCAAAAGUGUGACGAUAAAGAGGCUCUGAAGCAGACGAUACCUCGUGACGUCAUGACGGGGGUACAACACUGGUUGAUUCCAUCCCCCGAUGAUUAUAAAAGCUCCAAGGAUACGGCCAGGGACAGCGGCUGCACAAUUCAGCGCCUGGAGAAGGACAAGCAGAGCCUGACUCUGCAGGUGUCCGUCUUGUCCGAUCAGGUGGAGGCCCAGUCCGAGAAAAUCCGGGAACUGGAGUACUAUAACAACGAGCGCCGCCUCCGACUGCAGGCGGCAGAGGAAAUGCUGGAAUCGGAACUGUUGACAAGAACAUCUCUAGAAACCCACAAACUUGACUUGAUGGCCGAAAUUUCCAGCCUCAAGAUCAAACUGGCCUCAGCUGAUAAGGACAGGAGAGAUCUAGAUGACAGGCUGAGACUGUCUCAGAGACAUGCAAAAGAGUUGGAAUCCAGAUUAGCAGUCAAAGAUGCCGAGAUCAAUGAAUUGAGACAGAGACUUCUGAAAAAUGGCUCCAUCCCAACACCAGACUCCAGUGGGGACUCCUCAGUUUGCAGUUUAGAGAAAUCAGUAGACCGAGAAAAAACUUUAGAUAGACUUAAACGCAAACAAUACGAAGUUGAAAAAUUGAAGAAGGCAGUAGAAGCUUUGAUGUUCACGAAUCAGGAAAAGGACAAAAGAAUUGAUGAACUGCGGAGACUUUUAAAGAGAUAUAAGAAAAUAGAAGAAAUGGUUGUUCAGGCCCAAGGUCGCAAGGCUUUGGAGGAAAUGAUUUUGAACGCUGAAGAUGACACCAGCUCUACAAGCUCCAACACCCCCUCUCUGAGCGACAAUAUUCCUAGAGACCAACAUCAGAGUGAAGAAGGAAGAGAAAGGCCUUAUCCAAAUCCCAGUGCCACAAGCACUCCAGUGCACUCUUUGCCAGAGAAUGGCAUCGGAACAGGAAAUUCUAGUGUUUUAUCUGGGUCGUCUCGGAGAGCCCUGCAGAGAUCCAACAGUGCUGAGGACCUCACCCCCACCAAUCAAAAAAAAAAGUCCUCCAUAAACAACAAUGAGCCAGAGGGUUACCACAAUGGAGGAAGUACGCUAAACUUUGGUACGUUUCCCGGUGAGGGUAGUGAGGUUCGAAGGUCACGGGGUUUCCCCGCUCUUGGAAAGGCCCUGCUACGUGUCAAAACUGGGAAACGGAGCACGUCUGCUCCUAACUUAGCAAAUACAGAAGUGGUCACAGAUGAUGAGGACGGAUUACAACACGUCGGAACAUCUCGACCCCCAGACGUUAAAAAGAAGAAGGGAAUCCUGGGGCUGUUUGGGAAAUUGAAGAGGAGUGGAUCUCAAGAUUUUCAUGAGAGGGAGAGGGAUCAGUUCAGAAGGGGAGGAGUCCGAGCCACAGCUACUGCCAGGCUCGGUUGGUCUCGAGAUGUCAGGAGCAACGACCUCUAUAAUAAUAGUGAGAUGCCAUUUUCACGAUGGGAUUGUGAGCGAGUGUGUUUAUGGUUGAACGACUUGGGUCUAAACAUGUACUUAAUGGAUUGUCGUCGGUGGGUCAAGAAUGGGGAACAACUCUUACGUGCCACUCAGCAUGAAAUUGAAAAGGAGCUUGGUGUCAAACACCCACUACACAGAAAGAAACUCCAGCUAGCACUGCAACAGAUCAACAGCACAGGCAAAGUCAAGAAGAUGGACCUAGACCACCACUGGGUCACCCGAUGGUUGGAUGAUAUUGGACUGCCUCAGUACAAGGACAAUUUCUAUGAUGGCAGAGUGGAUGGGCAGAUGCUUCACUAUCUCACCGUGGAGGACUUGCUGUCCUUAAAAGUGACCAAUGAACUUCAUCAUAUCAGCAUUAAACGAGCAAUCCAGGUGUUGCAUGCCCACGGGUUCAACCCUCAGUGUCUCCGGAGGCGACCCUCUCCAGACGAGGGUCAGCUACAGAAUAUCCCAGCUGAUGUCUCCCUGUGGACAAACCACAGAGUAAUGGAGUGGUUACGUACAAUAGAUUUGUCCGAGUAUGCACCAAACCUCAGAGGCAGUGGAGUUCACGGAGCAUUAAUCGUCCUGGAACCAAGGUUCAAUGCGGAGCUUUUUGCCCAGAUUUUGUCCAUCCCCCAGAAUAAGACGCUGUUAAGGCGUCACCUCAGUACUCACGUAGUGGCUCUGAUUGGCAACGAAACUCAACACAAGAAGCGGGAGGCGGAGUCUACAUCGGGCUACGUUCCUCUCCUACCAAACGCUAAGGUGAAGAGUAAAAAAUUUGGAAUUUUUGGUCACAAGAGGAACAAAUCUGAUGCUGACCUGGAAGACUUUAUCUGUCCAGAUUUCACAAGGCGGCAAAACGGAGUCCACCAAUCAAAAGAGAGAGAUGAAAAGGCUGCUAAGGAAAUAGGUGCUUACUCAAAAGAAAUCAACACUUUGACAGACAUGCUUGCUCGUGACAAGUUUUUUGACAAUGUGCCUACAUCAAAUGUGUGAAACUCUGUAUGAUCUGCCUAAAGGAUUACGUAUUUGAAUUAACCAAAACUGUUGUGGACCUAAAUGCCAUUGACACCAAUCAAUAAAAUCAUGCAAAGGUUUUUCUAUAUAUGCCACACUAAUGGGUUUCAAGACAAGAUCAGUUUACUUUGGUUGUGAUGGUAACCGCUAUGUGCCUUCCUGGUGGCUGGCCACUAAACAAGUAUCUCAUCAAAUACGAAGAUUGCCAAAUGGUUUUAUUUUAUUAUCAUAAUGUUAAUUCUGUUUUACAGAGGUUGUAAAAGUGAGCAAAUGUAAUUUUGUAUAUAAUAAAAAUGCAAUUGUGUAUAAAUGAAAUUAUGUGCAUAGUUUGUGUAGAUAUGAAAUUAUAUAGCAACUUAGUGUGUAGCACCUGUACAAAGUAAGUUUUUAAAUAUUGGAUACUGAAAAAUGCAAUGUUCAGUUUUAUUUACGGUGUCAAAUUUUGUUUUUAUCUUCAUAAAACCAUUAGUUCAUCAUGUGAAUUUUAAUUUUUAUUAAUCAUUUGCAUCAUAACAAAAGUCAGGCAAAAAUCAUAAUUAUCAAGGGCCAUUUUAUAUUUUUAUUUGUUUAUGAUUUUUAGAUACCGUUGACAAUUUUUACCUCAUUUUUAUUUAGACCAAUUCAAAUAUGCACAAUGUUUGUCUCAUGCAACCCUUAGUGCUGAUUAAUAAUUGAUGUAAAUAUUUGUUAAAAUUUACAGAAAUAUUGCUGUACAUGUUAUUUUCAAAGAAUAGAAUGUUUUUACAGAUAAUGUAAGAGGAAUAACUCUGUCAAGUGAUCUGUUAUCAUUUAAGUCCUUAGAUAAAAAGAAUGUUAAAAUUUGUGAUAAGAUACUGAUAUUCUGGACAUCCUCAUGAAUAAGAAAGUUUUCUGUUUUGGAGAUGGGUUGGAAGUUAUGUUUUGGCUUCAAUUAUUCCAAUUUAAAAAAUUUGAUUAAUGUAUUAGAUUUUGCUGGCCAAAGUCACAUUCAUUGAUAAAUUUUCUCCUUUAAAAUUUAAUUUUCUGUUUUUUUCUCUAUUUUAUGUGUAUCAUUUAUAUUCUGUAGUAGUAUGGCUUCCUUGAAUUCCCAUUCUGAAUUUAGUUUACUGAACGCCUUUGUUAUUUAAAGUAUCAUUAUAGUAGGUGUUGGCAUGUAAAAUUAAAAUGAAUCCCAAAAUCUAGUGAUAUUUUCCUUUCAGUUGUAUCAGCUCUAGUUAUGUAUCUUUAACAUUGGUGCUUGAGCUUUUAUUUCCAUCAAUAUGUUUUAUGUAGCUUAUAGCUUUUUUUCUGUGGAAUCCAACUAAAGUAUUUAUGAUUAUACACAGCAUUUGUGUCAUUUGACAAGCCUUUGUCUACAAUCACUCUUAUGUAACUUAUUGAACAAAUACACAUGUAUUCUUAGAAUUCACACGAUUAUUGGAUCUUCAUGCAAUCAAAUGUUGAAUCCAUAGUUAUAGUAUGGGUAUUCAUUGACCACAAUCCCUGUUGGUGUCUAUUUCCAAUAAUUUUUUGGAAGUGAUACAUGUAAUCAUGUUAAUACUGAUUCAAGUAUUUUUCCUGAUCAUGAGGAAUACAUCCUUCAGACAUUUUCAAAAGAAGCCGUAAUAAUCAAUGCCAUGGUAAUUUACCACAGAAAAUGGCUCCCCAUUAAGUAGCAUUUUGAUUUUUAACAGCCAUAAGUAUUUUUUUUAUGUUGUAUAGUUUCCCUCUUAUUUUGAUAGAAAUUCUCUUACUUUUUUCAUGAAAUCAUGUUUUAGAUGCAAAACCAAUAAAUAUAUUUUAAAAUAUAA